Messenger RNA from Rubroshorea leprosula, 1049 nucleotides. NCBI's taxonomy places the organism in Eukaryota, Viridiplantae, Streptophyta, Magnoliopsida, Malvales, Dipterocarpaceae. The record is from the annotation of a GenBank genome assembly.
AUUUCUUUGCAUAUAGGAAUUGCUGUUGUUGGAGUUAUGUUUAUCACGACAUGCAUGGUUGCUCUUAUAAUGCUGGUUAUGUGGAAGACUAGUGUAUGGUGGAUUACCCUCUUCUUUCUGAUUUUGGGGACAUUGGAAGCUGUAUAUUUAUCCUCACGUCUUGUAUAAGUUUAAACAAGGCGGCUACCUUCCACUAGCCUUUACCUUGGUCUUAAUACCAAUUAUGUCAAUGUGGUACUAUGUUUACUGGAAAAGAUAGUUGUUUGAGCUUGAGUACAAGGCCUCAGGUGAAUUCAUUAGAUAAUUGGCUAAAAAAACUGCAGUCAACAGGGUACCAGCAAUAGCUCUUUUCUACUCCGAGCUUGUGUAGGGGAUACAUCCAAAUUUUCCUCAUUUCAUGUCCCAAAUUCCCUCCAUUAAUUCAGUUUUAGUGUUUGUCUUAAUCAAGAAAAUUCCUGUUACCAAAAUUGCAUUGGAGUAAAGGUUUGUGUUCUGACAUGUGGAACCAAAAGAGUAUAGGAUAUUGAUGUGUGGUGAGGUAUGGCUAUACGGAUGUGAUGGGAGAAGCUGAGGUGUUUUGAGGGCCAGUUAGUGGGCACUUAAUGAAAUUCAUCCACCAUGAGUACUUGUUUACUGAAGGAGGGCCGUCUCUUGAGCCAGAAAAUCCCUAGCACUCCUCUCUCCUUGUAACAGCAGUUGCUAUAGAAGAAUCAAUGCGACAGCUGAACAACCUGUCUUGCUUCUUACGGUAUCCAUGGAGUUGAGGAGGACAUACAAUUUGUGCAGAAGGCAAAUGAAGAAGGUGUGGUCUAUCUCUUGGGAGAGGUGAGGUGGUAGCUUAGAAAAAAUCAACUAUAUGCAAGAAGAUAAUUGUAAACCGUCUGUACUGUUUUCUUAGGAGAAACUUAAGGCAAGUGGAGACAGCAUAUGUAAUCUCCCAUGCUAGGGGUUCUAUGGGUGGAAAUGACAUGAAAUUUGAGAAGAUUAUGCACACAAUUGUAUAUACACCUAUGUAAAAAUUGUAGUUUAAAUAAAUUUGUAAAAUAAAA